AUGUCGGCGGCGGAAGUCAGUGGCACGGAAGCGAAAAACUGCGACAAGGGGCAGCCUGUCGUCGUAAACGUCCAACAAGUAAUGAAUGUUCAACAACCAGUUCGAGCGUGCAACCAGGUUCAGCAGCCUGCAAGCUUUCAAGAGGCAACAUGUGCACAAAAAGUUAAUACAAUCUUUGUACUAAUCUUUUUCUUGCUCGUGGGAAGUUUCAUCCUCUUUGGCUUCGUCAAAUUCUUCCGAGAUGUCGUCAUGGCUGACGCCAGUGACUGA
Oikopleura dioica is the source of this 270-nucleotide messenger RNA. Lineage: Eukaryota; Metazoa; Chordata; Appendicularia; Copelata; Oikopleuridae. The record is from the annotation of a GenBank genome assembly.